This is a messenger RNA of Drosophila sechellia, 977 nucleotides long. Its product is annotated as probable palmitoyltransferase ZDHHC24. The transcript has 2 exons. Gene Ontology annotation, molecular function: palmitoyltransferase activity. Bases 60 to 896 code for a protein of 278 amino acids. The record is from RefSeq and is a predicted model, not a curated record. NCBI's taxonomy places the organism in Eukaryota, Metazoa, Arthropoda, Insecta, Diptera, Drosophilidae.
UAGUUCUCUUUCUGACAUCGGAAAUCGGUGCCUAUUUGUUUACCUUAGUCGCACAGAUCAUGAGAAUCCGGAGCAACCCAAUGCCCAGCCGGCUGGUGGACAUCAUGUGCUUCCUCAUUAUUGGGGUCUUUCUCCCGGUGGUGUUUAUGUUCGAGAUUGUGGUGGUGCUGCCCGCCUUCCAUGAACCGGGUGGCUUCUUCCACACUUUCACCUUUCUUAUGGCCAUGUUCCUGGUGUUUAAUAUCAAGGGAAACAUGAUUGCCUGCAUGAUGAUUGACACAAGUGUGAAUGUGAAAAAGGUGGACCCCCCAUCGGAUCAGUUGAACUGGCGGGAGUGCGGCGAGUGCCAGAAGCUAGCACCACCCAGAUCUUGGCACUGCAAGACCUGCAAGGUGUGCAUUCUGAAGCGGGAUCACCACUGCAUUUAUACCGGCUGCUGUAUUGGUCUCAGAAACCACCGCUUCUUCAUGGGCUUCAUAUUCUAUCUCUUUGUGGGAUCAGUUUACGCACUGGUGUACAACUCCAUAUACAUGUGGGUCAUCCACGGCCACAUCUACAGCAACUGGCUGACGGUGCUUAAACUCGCCUGCCCCAUGUUACACAUGGUAACGGGCAGUUUUUGGAGCAACAUGUACCUGGUCUUCUACAGCUUAAAUAUUUUAGCUCUGGCUUAUGGAGUCCUCCUCCUGGCCUACCAUGUGCCCAUUGUUUUAAGGGGCGGUGUUUCCGCCGAUCGCACUAAGGAGAGAAAAGAAAAGUACGACAGAGGAGUGUAUCAAAAUCUAAGGAGCGUUUUUGGAAACCGCAUGCACUUAGCGUGGCUGUCCCCACUGAUUCGCAGCGAUCUGCCGGAUGACGGAUACCACUGGAAUGUCCCUACGAACAAACCAGACUAAGACUGAUUAGGAUCUAGGAUAUUUUUUUUUUUAAAUGGUCAUUCUAUUUAUUAAGGUUUCAAAAGGAAUCGUUCAGUAAUU